Messenger RNA from Hypomesus transpacificus, 1940 nucleotides. RefSeq lists its product as uncharacterized. The record is from RefSeq and is a predicted model, not a curated record. The coding region runs from base 319 to 1533 and encodes 404 amino acids. Lineage: Eukaryota; Metazoa; Chordata; Actinopteri; Osmeriformes; Osmeridae. The transcript has 14 exons.
UCACUGUUCCAAUACUUUUGGAGGGCACUGUAUAUGUGUUCAUGCAAUGACCACCAUGCCAGGCACAUCUUGGGACUGUCUACACACGUGGACACAUCCUUUGAUGAGUUGGCCUGGGUGGACUGUCUCCACAUCAAGGCAUUUAAUGGGGUUUUGCCCAGUAUUGAGGAUGUCCCGGAUAGUCCCAGUGAAAUGUAGCACAGUUAUGCCACUAAUGGAACAACAGAGAACAGCAAUGUCAAACGUAUUCUGUUUGCCGGCAGUUACUUUGUUGUUGAAAAAGAUGGAUAUGCAAUCAUCAAAGUGAGUGCUGGCGCAAUGAGGUGUCAGACGUGCCGUUUGCACCAGAGGAACUGCUGCCACGUGCAAAUCCUGCAGGACAUCCUCAACGAUGAAGCACACCUUUUAUCGUUAGGGAUUAAGGAGGCAAUGAAAGAGGGGUCUGUAUACCCUGACACUGUGAAAGAGGCUGUUUCCACAGAACCAGUCCUCUUUCACAUUCCUUUACCAGAUAGGGUUCGUUAUGGGACUGCUGUUCCUAAUCUUCACAAAGAGAAGGAUGGAGUGUUCCUCCUGUAUCCCACCCCCAAGGAACAAUGUGACUGUGGCAGGCCAUUAUCAUUGACCCCUCAGAAAGAUACACAUUUGUACACCAGAUGCCAUGUGUACAAAGUGAAAGGCCACCAACUCACAUGCACAAUGUGUCCCAAAACUCAUAACUAUGAUGGUGGAUGUGAUUUCAUUCUAAACAUGGGCACAUACAUGGUGCACCAUGAAGUCCUCAGGGACUAUGUUUAUCAUUUCCUAAAUUCAAGCACAACAAUGUACAACUUCUUAGAAGUGUACAACACUCAUCUGCGAGAUGCAGGGACACAGGACUCUCUCCAGAUGUCUUACCGCAAGUUGAGGGAUGCAGUCAUAGCCUUUUUGCAGCUUCUGUCUGCAGACUUUAGCUGGGGAUUCAAAUGUCCCAUCUGCCAAGAUAACUUCAAUGAGGUUGUUAUGGAUGGCACCUCUUUGGGGUAUCAGCAGCGGUAUGGCCUCAAAGAAAGGCUUGUUCCUGGCCAAACUGUAAUGAACAGUGGAAGCAGUCACAGAACGAGAACUUUGAUCCCUGAGCCAGACCUCCGUAAGCUGCUGCAGCGCUACAGUGCAGACGGGCUCCUCCCUGGAGAACACAGGGAAAUGAUGUCACAGAGUGCCAAAAGCGCCCCAUUCCUCCUGCCCCUUUUGCAGAAGCUGGCCCUGACUUCACCCACACACGCAAACAGAGGCUUGUACACUACAGACACGUGUAAAAAGGAGGCCAGUGACUGUAGGAAGACAGCAGGCAGACACCCUAACCUGAUCCCUGGCAUAUUCACCCUGUUCUGCACACAUGGUGUUUGUCUUGGGUUUUCAAUAAUGGAGCAAGUGGAGUCGGUGAACGUGCCGUUUACCAUACUCCGGACACGUUUUCGACAAUGCCCCAAGACAGUCAUAUAUGACAACGCCUGUCAGCUACUGCUUGCGAAGGGACCCAGGUUUUUUUAGAGAGACUUGGUUUCUUGUGGAUCGUUUGCACUGGCGCAACCACUCAGGGUGUAACAUUGGAUACAAUCUGGACAGCUAUCCUCAGUUCCAGAAAAUAAAUUCUCAGGUGGCAGAGCAGAAUAACUCGCUCUUGAAGAAGAUGAAAGGACAACUGUCCUACAUGAACAGGGAGAACUUCAUCAGGCAUCUGAUGCUCUUCCUGUGGCACAGAUCAUGCAAAGUCAUACAAAACUUUGAGGUAUGUAAUGACUUGGAGCAAUACACCCAAGACCAUCAACCAAAAGAUAUCGGCAGCCAACUCAACCACAAUAUGUCAAGUCAUUUUUCCAUCUGUAUUGUUUAUUUUCCCAUUUUAAGUGUUUGUUUAAUCAACUUGUUUCAUUGGCCCUGUUACAUAAACAAAUUAA